GUCUCUUGUAUGUAGGUGACUGUUUGCAUCACGUGACUAAAACGGGAUUCCAGCUCAUUUGGGUGCCGUUUGAAGAUUUGCGUUGCUACUUCGUGGAUUUAAACUCAUUUCCAUCUCCGUGGCUUCCCUUCGAGUGGCACUUUGUCAUGUAUUCUCCAAAUGAACAUUCAAGUCAUUCCUUUGGCAAGUUGUCGCCCUUUUUGUGCUGAGCGACGUGAAGUUUGUCCAUGUGGGCUUGCCGUGGAGCGCAAGUCUCGCGUACGUGAUUUACGCAAGCACACAGACUUCAAGGAAUCUUUUAAUUCUUCAUAAAUCAGCACUGAACGGACUGACUGCCACGGCGGGUCCGUCAUAAUUUCAUGGAGUCGAAUGUUCGCGUCCGUUUCACUCGGAAGCUUCUCGGCAUUUAGCUUAGCUUAUCUUAGCUUAGCUGAACUAGCUAGCUGCUAACGGAGCAGAUGCGCUGGUUAGCAACGCGCCCCUGAGAACACGUCAAGCGUAAACAUCGUGUAAACAUGUUCGCGAGAACGACAGAUGAAGACGCCGAGGAACUUUGUGGACCCAAAGAGGAGAAAAGGCGUCAACGUGGACGACUCGACGCGCUUUCCAAGUAUCCCGAAGCUGCGUCCCAUCCAGCGGACGUCAGUGAAAAAUAUCUUCACGCGUUCGCCGACGUCAAACGGGAGGAGGAAGAGCCGCUCGGCGUCAAAGAGGAAGAUGAUUUCACGGAGCUGCCGGUGACUUGCGCCGUUUUGAAGAGCGAAGACGACGGGCAGUGCGAGGAACUCAGAGGGGCGGAGCCUCCGAGCAGCAGCUCAGGUCGACGCACGAAAACGGAAGGCGACGCCGACCCCCGUGGACGACCACGAGCGGACGGCCUCUUGGCUCCGAUAUCCGACAGAGACGACGUGACGUCGCACUCUCUCGACACUGAUGAGGAUGAUGAUGAACAGUCAGAAGGCGGUUUGACGCCUCGCACGAUCAAACAUUGGAAAUGUUCCCAGUGCGGGAAAACGUUUGUAUCCAAGUCUCUUCUGAAAACACAUCUGAUACGCCACACUUUAGAGAAACCUUUUGAAUGCUCAGAUUGUGGCAAAAUGUUUUCUCAUAAGGGACACUUGAACACGCACACCAGAAUCCACACUGGCGAGAAACCUUUUGUCUGCUUGAUCUGUGGUCAGAGAUUCUCUCAGAAAGGAACCUUAAAAACACACAAAGGAACCCACACGGGAGAGAAGCCAUUUGCCUGCUCAGUUUGCGGCCAAAGAUUCUCCAUAAAGGGAAGCUUAAAAAUACACACGAGAACGCACACUGGAGAGAAACCUUUUGCCUGCGCAAUUUGUGGGAAACGAUUCGCUCAUAAGGGAAGCUUGAGAUCACACAUAAGAACACACACUGGUGAGAAACCUUUUAUCUGCUCAGUUUGUGGCCAAUCGUUUUCUGAAAAGGUAUACUUGGAUAUUCAUAAAAGGAGCCACACCGGCGAGAAACCUUUUGUAUGCUCAGUUUGUGGCCAAAGUUUUUCACAGAAGGUACACUUGAGAAGACGCACACGAACGCAUACCGGAGAGAAACCUUUUGCCUGCUCAAUUUGCGGCCAGAGAUUUUCUGAGAAAGGAACUUUAAAAACACACACAAGAACGCACACAGGAGAGAAACCUUUUGCCUGUUCGGUAUGUGGUCAAGGAUUCUCUUUGAAGGGAAACUUAAGAAGACACACAAGAACGCACGCUGAAGAGAAACCAAUUACCUGUUCAGUUAGCAAUCAAAGAUUAUCUCAUAAGGAAAGGAAAACAAUGGACACUGUUGAGAAACAGUUUACUUGCUCAUUUCGUGGGCAAAAGUUUGCUCACAAGGGCAGCUUAACGUCGCACUCCUUUACACACAUUGGUGACAAACCUUUUACCUGCCCACUUUGUCAUCAAACGUUCUCAACAAAGGGAGUCUUAAAUAGACACAUUAGAACACACACUGGCGAGAAGCCUUUUGCGUGCUCAGUUUGUGGUCAGGGAUUCUCUGAAACGGGAAGUUUGAAAAUACAUCAUAGGACGCACACCGGUGAGAAACCUUUUACCUGCUUGGUUUGUGGUCAAAAGUUCUCUCGACAGGGAACUUUAAAAAACCACACAAGGACCCACACUGGUGAGAAACCCUUUUCCUGCUCGGUUUGCGGUGAAAAAUUCUCUCGUAAGGGAACCUUAAAAGUCCACACGAGACAGCACACUGGUGAGAAACCUUUUCCGUGCCCAGAUUGUGGUAAAAGAUUCUCCCGUAAGGAACAGCUUCAAAAACACAAGUGUGCGGCUCAGAAUUGAACAAUCAAUGCAAAUGUGGACAAGUGUUGACUAAGUGACAAAGCGAUAUAUCCAUUUUUUUUUCUUCAUUUUUUUAAAUGAUCGUAUCUGGUCAAUCUUUGGUUGAAAUAAACUUUGAAUAAUCUAUAACUCUGAAAUACAAAAGUGUUUAUGUAAUGCCGAAUCACUUCAAACCGUGAUAGUGACGCAAUUAACUUGUAUGUCAAAGCGCCACAAUUUGCGUCGUGUUCUCGAUGGAGAAAAAAAUAGCACUUUAUUGUAUGAAGAAAUAAAGAGAAUGUCAGGAAAUAAAUGUCUGAAAGUGGACCGGCGACCCUUCCUCACACGGAAUUGCUUGGGCACUCGCGCGACUCAUUCAAAGGCGCAUCUGAAGAUCAGUUUUACCUCCAACUUUGGAAUGCAAAAAUGGAUGAAGAAGCGACGCGUGGUAAAUUUAAAAGGGGAAGUCCACUCAU
Molecule: messenger RNA, 2770 nt
Organism: Syngnathoides biaculeatus (alligator pipefish)
Lineage: Eukaryota; Metazoa; Chordata; Actinopteri; Syngnathiformes; Syngnathidae
Product: gastrula zinc finger protein XlCGF26.1-like
Exons: 2
Coding region: 516-2315 (599 amino acids)
Biological process (GO): negative regulation of transcription by RNA polymerase II; regulation of cytokine production; regulation of immune system process
Source: RefSeq, a predicted model, not a curated record